AGGCCCGGUCCAAACCCUGCCCACCAUAUGAGUACAGAUCUCUCUUCUCCAGUUGCUUCAUCUCCGGCUCAGGACCUGAAAUCUGAAGCAAACACAGAGAUCUCUCUCGAUUAAUUGCGAGAGCUUUUAGAAGAAUUACUAGGCUUAAACACAUCUCCAUUUUAUAUUAGUAGAGAUUUGUAACACUGUUAUGGCUCUCAAUCUCCGCCAAAAACAAACAGAAUGUAUAAUACGGAUGCUAAACCUGAAUCAACCAGUAAACGCUACAGGUACUGCUAAUGAGGAGGUAUACAAGAUCUUGAUUUAUGAUAAAUUUUGUCAAAAUAUAUUAUCUCCAUUGAUUCAUGUUAAAGAUCUUCGAAAACACGGAGUUACUCUUUAUUUCCUUAUUGAUAAAGAUAGAAAGCCUGUUCAUGAUGUUCCUGCCGUUUAUUUUGUGCAACCCAAUCAAAAAAACAUUCAACGAAUUGUUUCUGAUGCUUCGAAAUCAGUUUAUGAUAGUUUUCACUUGAAUUUUUCGAGCUCUAUUCCGCGUCCUCUUCUUGAGGAUCUUGCAUCAGGGACGUUGAAUUCGGAAUCUAUUGAUAGGAUAUCCAAGGUUCACGAUCAAUAUUUAGAGUUUGUUACUUUGGAGGAUAAUUUGUUUUCAUUGGCUCAGAAGUCUAGUUAUGUUCAGUUGAAUGAUCCAUCUGCUGGGGAUAGGGAAAUUGAAGAGAUCAUUGAGAGUAUUGUUAGUGGUUUGUUUUGUGUGUUGGCUACGCUUGGUGUUAUUCCUGUUAUCAGGUGCCCUCGUGGUGGACCAGCUGAGAUGGUUGCAUCAGCGUUGGAUCAAAAGUUGAGGGAUCAUUUGUUGUCGAAGAAUAAUUUGUUUUCAGAAGGUGGGGGUUUUAUGAGUUCUUUUCAGAGGCCGAUUUUAUGUAUUUUUGAUAGGAACUUUGAAUUGGCCAUCGGGAUACAGCAUGAUUUUAGGUAUCGUCCUCUUGUUCAUGAUGUUCUUGGUUUGAAGUUGAAUAGGUUGAGUGUGCAAGGUGAAAAGGGUGGGAAGAAAUCAUUUGAGUUGGAUAGUUCAGAUCCAUUCUGGUCUGCUAAUGGGUCUCUUGAGUUUCCUGAAGUUGCUGUGGAAAUUGAGACACAGUUGAAUAAGUAUAAGAAGGAUGUUGAUGAGGUGAAUAGGAGGACUGGUGGAACUGAUGGGGCAGAAUUUGAUGGAACGGACUUGAUUGGCAAUACGAGACAUUUGAUGAAUGCAGUGAAUUCCCUGCCUGAGUUGACAGAGAGAAAGCAGGUGAUUGAUAAGCACACAAACAUUGCAACUGUGUUACUGGGUGAGAUUAAGGAGAGAGCUCUUGAUAACUAUGCCAAAAAGGAGAAUGACAUGAUGGUCAGAGGAGGGAUUGACCGAAAUGAACUUUUGGGAGUGCUUAGAGGAAAAGGGUCCAAGAUGGAUAAGCUGAGAUUUGCAAUCAUUUACCUUAUCUCAACUGAUAGCAUUAACCAAUCAGAAGUUGAAGCGGUGGAAACCGCUCUUAGGGAGUCUGAAGUUGAUACUUGUGCAUUCCAGUAUGUGAAGAAAAUCAAGUCCCUAAAUGUUUCUUUGGCAUCAGCAAAUUCUGCCAGCAGAAGUAAUAUUGUUGAUUGGGCUGAAAAGCUUUAUGGGCAGUCAAUCAGUGCUGUGACUGCUGGUGUGAAAAAUUUACUAUCUAGUGACAGGCAGCUGGCAUUAACAAGGACUGUUGAAGCUUUGGUUGAGGGAAAACCUAAUCCUGAAAUCGAUUCCUAUCUUGUUUUUGAUCCCCGUGCUCCCAAGUCAGGGGCUGGUAGCAGCCAUCUCAAAGGGCCAUUUAAAGAAGCUAUUGUGUUCAUGAUUGGUGGUGGUAAUUAUGUGGAAUAUGGCAGUUUGCAAGAGCUUGUACAGCGACAGCAAUCUGUCAAGCAUGUUAUAUAUGGUACAACAGAAAUUCUCACUGGAGUGGAGUUUGUUGAGCAGCUCACAUUGUUGGGGCAGAAGAUGGGACUGGGUAGUACAGCUGCUCCUGCUUCAACUCAGUAGUACAGAUAUUUUUGUAUAUGCUCUUUAAAGCAGGUUGUUCAUUAGUUCAUGCAUCAAGGAGGAGGCCCAACCAGAAUUGUGAUACUAUUUGAUUUACAUAGAAUAUAAAUCGACACUGAUUAGCUUGAAGUGAUGAGCGAAAGUUGUAUAUGUGCUUACUUCUUAAGCUUAAUGCCUAUAUGGAGGUUUGCAAACAAGACUCUUCUUUAUAAUCACAGAGAUGUGUCCUUCAUGUUCAUCUUAUUAAGGAGGUUUCGCCAUCAGAAAGCUUUUUUCCUAAUUCUUGUUGAUGUUUAGCUUAUUGUAGUUAGAACUUUUGUUCUACUAUAUCAUGGGAAGCUGUCUGUAUUUUCAUUCACUUAUUACUUCAUGAGUUUUUCUUGA
Ricinus communis (castor bean) is the source of this 2434-nucleotide messenger RNA. Its product is annotated as SEC1 family transport protein SLY1. Gene Ontology annotation, molecular function: syntaxin binding. The coding region runs from base 191 to 2050 and encodes 619 amino acids. Lineage: Eukaryota; Viridiplantae; Streptophyta; Magnoliopsida; Malpighiales; Euphorbiaceae. Gene Ontology annotation, biological process: endoplasmic reticulum to Golgi vesicle-mediated transport; intracellular protein transport. Gene Ontology annotation, cellular component: cytosol; Golgi membrane. The transcript is spliced from 2 exons. The record is from RefSeq and is a predicted model, not a curated record.